AUGUCUUCUUGUGGGCAGACUCAUGAUCAAAGCUUUGUAGUCACAGUCACUGCAGAUGGGGAUGAUGAUGCUGCUAUUACUGCAUUGCUGCAAGGAGAUGAUCCACCUGCUACUAAUGGCAAAUGGGGUAGGUGUAUUUCUGCUAGGGAGUAUUAUGCCUAUCGUUUCCAGAUACGGAUUGGCAAUUAUCUGUUAAGAGCAGGACGACUGUUUUUGCAAUUCAUUGUGGACAUGUAUGUGAAGAUUGAAAAUACGCGCUUGGAUUUUUUCCGGAAAAACCAAAAGAAAAAUAAGGGCCGAAUUAUAUCAAGGGAUUUGAGCAGGAGGUACCUUAAUGCAAUUACUCUUGUGCAAAGGUUUGGCAAGCCUGACCUCUUCGUGACUAUGACUUGCAAUCCCAACUGGCCAGAAAUCAAAGCAGAAAUUGCUCCUGGUGAAAAGGCUCAAGACCGACCUGAUUUAGUUGCGCGUGUUUUCAGGGAAAAACUUAUUGCACUGAAAAAGAAGAUUACAGAUGAAUUUGUCUUUGGUGAAGUGGCAACUUUCAUUUAUGUUGUGGAGUUUCAGAAGCGUGGCCUUCCACAUGUUUAUAUGCUGAUUAUACUGAAACAAGGGUAUAAAAUCAAGGAACCGGCCUUGUAUGAUAAGUUUACUUGUGCUGAGAUACCUAGCAAUGACAACCCUCACUUGCGUAAAAUUGUUCUUCGCCAUAUGAUGCAUGGCCCUUGUGGUAAGGACGACCCUAGCUGCCCCUGCAUGAACAAGAAAGGGUCCGAAGGAAAGUGUAAAUAUGGUUACCCAAAAGCAUACAACGACACAACCACCAACAAUGAUAGCGGUUACCCUGCUUACUGCAGGCACUUUACUGGUGAGUCUACUCGAAUUAGGGGGAGAAGGCUAGACAACCAAUGGGUGAUCCCCUACAAUCCUUACUUGUCAGCGCUCUUUGAUUGCCAUCUUAAUGUGGAGAUUUGCUCCACAAUUCAAGCUGUGAAGUAUUUGUAUAAAUAUGUCUACAAAGGGCAUGAUAUAUGUUCUUUCACUGUAACAGAAACAGGUGUGAGGCAACCUGUUGAUGAGAUUAAACAAUUUCAGUCAAGCCGUUGGGUCUCUCCUUGUGAAGCUGCUUGGAGGAUCUUUUCAUUUGAUCUUUAUGAGAUGAGUUCGCCUGUACUGUUGCUGCAGGUGCACUUGCCAAACCAGCAUUCUGUUAGGUUUAAUGCUACCGAUCAACUAGAGGAUGUAGUUGCUGAUAGUAAAAGGGCCAGAACGUCGUUAACUGAGUUUUUCAAAAUGAAUGCUGCAUUUCUAGGCAAGCCAAAAUAUCUAUUAGCCUUUGUUUCUCCAUCUGAAGGGGGGAGAUAUUUUCUCCGUCUUCUCUUAACGCAUGUAAGAGGUCCCACAUCAUUUGAAGACCUGCGUACUGUUAAUGGGUUUCUAUGUGCUACAUUCCAAGAGGCUGCUGUUAAGUUGGGUCUGCUUAGUGAAGAUGAUGAUGUGGAAAAGUGUAUGGAUGAAGCUGCUACUGCACAAAUGCCACGGGCACUGCGAAGGCUAUUUGCAACACUGCUUAUUUUCGGUAAUCCACGUGAUCCUUUAGCACUAUGGCAUAAAUACUACACCGCUCUUUGUGAAGACUAUAGCUAUUCAUUAAGAGGAGAGGAACAAAAAGUAAAAGCAAUAACAGUUCGGGAAGUGGAGCGAUAUUUAGAAGAGAUGGGGCUUACCAGGACUAAAGAUAUUGUAGAUGCAUUAAACGCACCUAUACCUAAUGAAUAUGUUGAAGAAAUUGCUACAUUAAACAGCAAGCAACGUGAGGCUUUCACUGCAAUUAUGAGCAAGGUCAACAGUGAAGAACCGGGAGCCUUUUUUAUUGAUGGUCCUGGGGGCAGGGGUAAAACUUACCUUUACUGUGCUCUCUAUGCUGCCAUUAGACAGUUGGGCAAGAUAGUGCUUCCUACAGCAACAUAA
Chenopodium quinoa (quinoa) is the source of this 1971-nucleotide messenger RNA. RefSeq lists its product as uncharacterized. Bases 1 to 1971 code for a protein of 656 amino acids. Gene Ontology annotation, biological process: DNA repair; telomere maintenance. The transcript has 5 exons. NCBI's taxonomy places the organism in Eukaryota, Viridiplantae, Streptophyta, Magnoliopsida, Caryophyllales, Amaranthaceae. The record is from RefSeq and is a predicted model, not a curated record. Gene Ontology annotation, molecular function: DNA helicase activity.